This is a messenger RNA of Procambarus clarkii (red swamp crayfish), 1829 nucleotides long. Its product is annotated as induced myeloid leukemia cell differentiation protein Mcl-1 homolog. Gene Ontology annotation, molecular function: protein homodimerization activity; protein heterodimerization activity. The record is from RefSeq and is a predicted model, not a curated record. Gene Ontology annotation, cellular component: mitochondrial outer membrane. Lineage: Eukaryota; Metazoa; Arthropoda; Malacostraca; Decapoda; Cambaridae. Gene Ontology annotation, biological process: intrinsic apoptotic signaling pathway in response to DNA damage; regulation of apoptotic process; extrinsic apoptotic signaling pathway in absence of ligand.
AGGCCCGAGCCCGCCUCGGCAGCAGUCGGGUGUUGACAAUAACAACAGGGCGGCUGUGAUCCAACGCUCUCCAGUGUGACCUUCGCUGACGUCGUGUGCGAUGGCGCCCGUAACGAACAAAGCCAGCCCGGCUGUGGUCAUAAAGAGGAGUAGUGACACAGAGACGGACGAAGGGUUCCACUCGCCGUCGGCGAGCAGAGCGGAGGGCAGGUGUGAGAACGGGCAGGCGGAAGUGAGUAAUGGCAGCACCAGCAGUGCCAGCGACAGUGACGGACAGCAGGAGCCAGCCUCCCACGCCGCCUCCUGCGGCCACACGCAGGAGGCUACCGUAGAAAGUUGUAGCCAGAGGGAAGCCAAGAGUCGGGAAAGGUCGCGGGAGAGAGAUAGUGUGGAGAAGAAGGCUGCGAGUCUAGCCAAAUAUGUAGUGUUCUCCCUGGUGGAGAAGACGGAGGCGAAGUCGAACGAUAAGGUGGAAGAGACACUCCUCAGGUGUGUCAAGAUGAUGAUGCACAGACACGAGAUACUCUUCAAGGGAAUGAUGAAGAGAUUUGACAUUACCAGAGAGACCGGAUACGUGUCCUUUGUUGCGGUUGCCAAUGAACUAUUUGAAGGUGGAAAGAUGGCUAUUACUUGGGCCAGGAUAGUGGCUCUCUAUGCCUUCGGUGGACAGUUGGCUUUGUACUGCAAAGAAAAAAAUAUAGAGGACUUCAACGACACAAUAGCAACGUUCAUGGGCACGUACGCCAGUGAAGUGAUUGCGCCCUUCGUCAGGAAGGCUGGUGGUUGGAUAAAAAUAUGUGAAGAGUUUCCAGCCGAAGAAGAUAUGGAAAGUAAGGCGUGGAGAUACCUCACAUGGACAGCUAUUGGAUUAGGGUUGGCCGCUACUGCAUCAUUCUUCACCUCUCAUUAGUUACUGCAUUUGCAUGGUACUGCGUUGUGGAACACUGGCGGCCCAGGUGUGGAUAGGGAGGGUUUUAUCAUGCUUGCGGCUCACCUUUUGCACAACCCAUGUGCCAAUUGAUAACACCUUUCAUAGUUUAGCACAUGGCACAAUCACUUCUGUAAAUAUUUGUUAGUGUUGUCAAUUUGAAAUCAUAGGUUGCAUCGACUGACUAUUAACGAUUUAAGCUGGUACUGUACUCCUUGAAAACUCUGAUAAUUACUUGGGUACUGGUCAAACCUAUGGCUAUAAGAAGGGGGUCUGGUUUGAAUGACUACUGUAUGGUGUAUAUUGCAUUUAAUAUAUUUCAGAUCUUUCUUAUUACACAUUCUAUUCUAUGAUAAUAGAAAUAUGGUACUGUGUAUAUUUUUUUGAUGCUUUUUAUGUGUUUGUCGAUUUUGUUUAUUCUCCAUUCCAGUGGAAGAUUAUUAUACAUCAUAAAAUUACAAUUUCUUGGUGUAUAAAUAAUUUCUUUACAGAAAUACACCCUAAAUUUUUUGUACUUUUACAUUACACCUAAUUUUUUUUUUUUUUUUUUUAAUUUGGAUGCAGUUGAUAUGUACACUAACAACCUGCAAUGUUUGUGUUGGUAUUACACUGUACCUAUCGCAGAUUGUUGGGCUUCAGGCUGAAGUAUACAAAUAUUCUACUACACAGACUGCAAGUAAACAAUGAUCAGCUGUGGUUCAACUUUGGCAAUCUUUGACAGUUGACUUCAGUACUGUAUUAAAUUGAUGUCAAAUGCAUCAAUGUUACAACCCCGGUAAACUGUUUCUGACCAUUACCCAGGCCAUAAUAUAAAUAACUGUACAUAAUAUGCUGUGAAAAAUUUAGGGUUUUCAAACUACAUAUUUUUAUUCAUAUCUAAAAUAAAUAUACUUUAUUAAAG